This is a messenger RNA of Rubroshorea leprosula, 1215 nucleotides long. The record is from the annotation of a GenBank genome assembly. NCBI's taxonomy places the organism in Eukaryota, Viridiplantae, Streptophyta, Magnoliopsida, Malvales, Dipterocarpaceae.
AUUAAAAAAAAAUUUAAAUUAUAAUAUUUAUUUUUUUUACUUCAUACAGAGUGGAGAAGAGGCCUCCAUUGUUGCAGAAAUAGUGGAGCUGGAGGAGAAAUUGACGAACAAGAUGCAGACUGCCUCCGGUGAUAACCAUCAACAAAUCUGCUGCAUGCACAUUCUAUGAACUGACAUAUAUAAGAGAUGUUCCUUAUAAGCCUCAAGAGUUCUACAUUAAGACACGCAAAUGCGAGCGAGAUGCCAGUGCAGAUAUUGUGAGGAUCUGUGAGAGCUAUAUUAAAGGACUCUGAUUUUAAUGAAGUUGAUAGAGCUGAGUGCCAGUUUUGUACAACAGCCACUGUUCUGGACAGCGGAUCGCAGAUUAGUCCCUUUCAACAACUAAAGAGGGGUAAAAAUGAUAUAUUUGCAUCCAUUGAAAGAAUUUGGAGAAAACUCUAGGAAGCUUUGGUAGACUACAUCACAGGAAAAACUUGCAGCAGAAGUGCUCUGGGUUUUUUUACUUCAGCUGCCGCAUACAGUAUGUAUACAUGAGGUGGAUACUGCUCUUUGGUCUACUUUUGGCAAUUUUUCCAACGGUGCUUGUGGUGCUAUGGCUUGUAUAUCAGAAAGGAUUCUUUGAUCCUCUUGAGUGUUGGAGAGAUCAUUUUUGGGAUGAUAAUCAGAUAAUCCAAGGCACAUGGAGGCAUGAUAUUGGCAAUAACAAUUACUACAUUCGUGUUAAGAAACAUAAUGAGCAUGAGCCCAGGCACCACAAACAUGAUUCUCAUUAUAAGCAAAAUAGCAUUUGUCAUGAGCACAGUCAUAACCAUUCAAGAAGAGACACCAAAUAUAAGGUUAACAACCACAAGCACAGGCAUAGACAAUCUAAGAAUCCAAGCAGCACACAUCAAGCUUACUUGGACGGGAAGGAGAUUCACUAUAUAAGCCACAGACAGAGAGGAAAGCCAGGAGUAACUCUGAAGAUAGCAUGGUGAAGAACAGGGAGAUGAAUUUUUGAAGUACAGAAUUUUUUGCAGAAUGACACACGUGGCUUGAGGUGCUUACUAAACAGAAAAAAAUGUGGCAACUGAAAUUGAUUCCGUUUGUAUUUUGACUUUUAACAUCACAAGUAUAUCAGUCCAAACAUCUGUAUCACUGUAUGUCUCCAUUCCUCGUUUAUUUGUUGCAGAGGAGCAAACCUAAGAUUGAUGACAAUUAAGAUUUAAGUCUUCA